Messenger RNA from Quercus lobata, 2210 nucleotides. RefSeq names its product protein SIEVE ELEMENT OCCLUSION B-like. The record is from RefSeq and is a predicted model, not a curated record. The coding region runs from base 66 to 2066 and encodes 666 amino acids. The transcript has 7 exons. Gene Ontology annotation, biological process: phloem development. NCBI's taxonomy places the organism in Eukaryota, Viridiplantae, Streptophyta, Magnoliopsida, Fagales, Fagaceae.
UCCCCCACUUUUGAGCCUUAAACCAAAGAGCUUCUGCCCCAUCUUGUUUUGUGUAACACAACAACAUGGCCAGCUAUAUGGCAUUAGUUUCUUCAGGUCAACCCAAUGCGGAUAGCCUGAGCUUACUGCCAACGUUGUCCGCCGAGAUCUUGACCCAAAUUCUCACAACCCAUGCCCCCUCUGAUAUUGAAAAGUUGGAUGUUGAAUCUCUUUUCUCUAUUGUCAACGACGUCCUUAACCGUGCCACCAUGACCGUUGAUACUGUUUUGCAAUUGCAGCCUGGUACUGGUCCUCAUGAAGCCACUGAACACUUGGAGGAUAAGAGCCAAGGAAGUUUUAUUCCACCCUUGUGUGCAUUCAAGCAAAUUUCCUGUGAGAUGCAAUGCAAGGGCCCACGUGAGAAAAUUGCUGGGGAAACAACACUGUCAAUACUUAAGAAGUUAUCAAGCUAUUCCUGGGAUGCAAAGGCAGUGCUGACUCUAGCUACUCUCGCUUUGGACUACGGGGAAUUUUGCCUACUUGGCAAAACUCAGUCAUCGGACCAACUUGCCAAAUCAAUGGGAACCCUGAAGGGGGUACCUGUUCUCUUUGAAAGACUGAAGAAGCACAGCCAAGCAGUUGAUGAUCUUAAAAAGGUGAUCAAAGCCACAGUGGAAGUGAUCAAAUGCAUCAUUGACUUGACAAAGCUGUCGAAUUAUGCCAAGAAGGAUGUUGCAGUGGCUGUUUAUUGGGCUAUUGAAACCAUUGUAGCCAGCACGACUCAGCUUUGCUACCUCAUUACCGAUGAGGAGAAGAAACAGGAACUACGCCCCUAUGCUGAUAAACUCUCAGUCAUCCUCACCAAUCUUAAGAAAGAGAAAGCCAAGAAAAAGGAGGAAGAGGAUUACAGAAAGCUCAAGGAAAUUGUUAAUACUCCUAAGGACCUCGUGGAGGUACUGGAAAUAAUAUUGAUUGAUCCCACGAACAAGAUACCGCCACUAAUUGAUGGUUCCACUAACAAACCGGUUGAAAUUAAUUCCGUAAAGGGGAAGAGUGUCUUCUUGUUCAUUUCGGGCCUACAUAUCUCCCGUGAUGACAUCUCAAUUCUCAAGCCAUUUCUUGAUAAAACAGGGAAGGAGGACCAAUAUAGGAUUGUGUGGAUACCAUUUGUUAAGCAAUGGACCGAAGACCUGAAAAAGAAAUGGACCGAAGACCUGAAACCGAAAUGGACCAAAGACCUGCAGUUGUCUAAGAUGCUAUACGUAGCAACGGAUUAUUCUUUACCAAGAGCAAGCCAUAUGUACAUCAAUCAGAAGUGGAACUUCAAGUUUAACGAGCCCUUAAUUGUGGCGUUUAACCAGCAAGGAAAGGUGGAAUGUAAGAAUGCAAUUCACAUGAUCAGGGUUUGCGGAGCUGAGGCCUUCCCAUUCACUUGGGAAAGAGAAAAAACUCUGUUGAUGGAAAAGGGUUUGAUAGGGGUAACAGCAACUCACGUUGAUUCACAGAUAGAAAACUGGAUCAAAGAGAAGAAGUACAUCUUUUUGUAUGGAGGUCAGGACGAGUGGAUCCAAAAAUUUACUAAAAGUGCAGAAGUCCUUGUCACUGAUCCAAUGGUAAAGGGAAAAGGGAUUUCCAUAGAGUUGGUAUCCAUCCAAGAUGACAACAUCCUAAAACGAUUUUGGAACAAGAUUAAGAACUUGUUCACUUCGAGGGCUCAAAGGGAGACCGAGAUGGACUCUAUGAAGCUACAUAUCGAAAAAUUGAUUUCCUACAAGAAGAAAAAGAAAGAAUGGGCUGUGCUCAGCCAAGGGUCUAGCAUUAUAGUGAUCAGUGGGAAAAAAAUGCUGACAGUCUUGGAGAAGUUUGAUAGUUGGAAGCAGCGUUUGGAGGAGAAGGACUUCCAAUCCGUUUUCAUAGAAUACCAUAAGGAGGUUCUUAAGCCUGAUGAUCAAAUUUGCCAUCACAUGAAAAUUCCAUACAACACUGCAAAAAUACCAGAGACCAUGGAAUGCUCCCAUUGUCAUCGCGUCAUGGACACGUAUAUCAGUUUCAAGUGUUGCCACAAUGAUGGUGCUCCAUGGGCUUAAGUUGCUACCUUGCUUCGAACUGGUAUUGCUACUAAAUUAAAUAAUGUGGUUACCUAGGUAACCGGAUGCUAUAUAUAUAGUAUUAAGAUGAGGUGUGACAUGAAGUAUUUAUCUUUUAUUUCGAUGUGUGAUAUGAAAACAUGA